Molecule: messenger RNA, 4498 nt
Organism: Daldinia vernicosa
Lineage: Eukaryota; Fungi; Ascomycota; Sordariomycetes; Xylariales; Hypoxylaceae
Product: SNF2 family N-terminal domain-containing protein
Exons: 3
Coding region: 445-3819 (1124 amino acids)
Molecular function (GO): ATP binding; ATP-dependent chromatin remodeler activity
Source: RefSeq, a predicted model, not a curated record
CCUACAUGGUACCUAACAUUGUCCUCGUGACGAAGUUAACUAUUUGAGAUUUUUUGUUUUUCUGUAUGUGUGUUUUUUUUAUUUUUCUUUUGAGAUGGAUGUUUAAAUUUCAGGCCUCACGCCAAACCGCAAGUUUAUUACCUGCCCACUCGCACCUACCUUACUUAACGUAUUAUUUACCUACCUAGGUACAUAUAUACUCGGCGUACCUGCCUUAUAUCCCACGUCCCGACCCCGACCGUUCUUUCACGCCUUCUCACCAUCAUUCGAACCAGCCUUGCCGAUGCCCAUCUCCACCUACAAAAAACAACUUCUUCGGGCGGGCGCCUUUCUUUGUCUAUAACCUCUAUCUGCCCUCGAGGACGUAUUAACAACAACAACAGUUCUGCAUGUAGCCCCGCCUCGCCAUUCACAGCGACAAGCCAGGAAGGCAUAUAAUAUAAUAUGGCCUCAAACAACCAUUCACAGGGUAACAGCCCUCUUUACAACCCUGUUUACUCACCCUCACCUACUACAAGUACUACAACCUCCAUGCAGAAUGGAUCCUCGAGACUUAAUAUGAACCCAGCCCUCCUACUUAAUCCUAAAGGCUACUCUGCCCCUACUCCGCCUACUCGACCAAAUGCGCCAGCCCGCCCUUUUAGCAAUUCGAAUAACUCGGCCGACAUCGAAUUCCAAUUCAAUAGUCCCGAUUUUCAGUUCUCCAACCCGCCGAAUGGCUAUACGACCGCCAUCAGUCAGUCUAUGCCGCAAUCUAGCAAUUUUAGCAAUAUGAUUGACCGCAUGAACAAUGUGGAGCAGCGUACAUUCAAUCCUCAAACAAAACGUCGAAAGCUCGAGGCGGAAGAUAAUGUUAGUCCGGCGCACGCGUUUAGAAGCGGCGGCGGCGGUGGGGUUGUUGGGCAAUACGUGAAGGAGAGGCGACAAGAGGGAGGCAAUCAGCAAUUACCAACCAGACCAGUCGAGGCCGUAGACCUUACUGACAGCGUGGAGGAAGAUGACGUAGCCGUGGUACAAUCUCCCAUGGAUGAAGAGAUCUGUUAUGGCAUGAUCCAACACGCGAGUCUUAAUUGUCAUAUCGUUCCAAGUCCCAAACCAGGCACCAUCACAGUCAUGGAAAACCACUGGCCUCAAGUAAAGAUAAUCCUUAAAAGAAACUUUGGGGAGACAUCUUCUAUUAUUCACGCCUACGACCAUACGCGCAAGAUAGUUGGAACUGUCGAUGCCAGCACCGCGUCCGGCCUCGUGGGCUUAUUGGACUCCAACCUUCAGCUUAGAACCGACUGCAGAUUACCUACGAGGCAGAAGGUGGCAGGGGAAGAAUCUGGAAAGCAGAUCUCAAGAAGCUAUGUUCUUGCUAUAAUGCUUUAUGGCCCUCGGAAAAAUGGCAAGACAGUUGCGAGACAUCUUUCCCGGAAGAAUCUUUGGCUUUGUGGUCCCCUGAGGCUUGAUCCUAGUGUAAAAUACGAGAAUCCACAGCUUGCCGAUGGACCUAAGCCUCCACCAGUUAUCAAGGAGCCGCUCAAGAUGAUUCCUACUGCGGCUGCGUCGGUCCCAUCUUCUAUGAUGGCUAGCGUUGAAGAGAUCCGUUCUGAAGUCAUGGGGGUUUUUGACUCUCUUACAAAGAACGAAGAGCUUCCUGAGGUGGAACCCGACCCUCGAGUACAGACGGAACUUUUAAAGCACCAGAAACAAGGACUCGGCUUUAUGAUGAACAAGGAGCUGCCUCGCCAAUUCGGCAGUGAUGGCAAGGCUGUCGGUUCUUUCUGGCAAAUCCGUCUAGGUAACAACGGCCAGAAGACGUAUUACAACGUAAUUACUGGAAGCGCGCAACGCGAAGCCCCUCCCGAGACCCUCGGUGGUAUUCUUGCGGAUAUGAUGGGUCUAGGAAAGACGCUAAGCAUCUUAUCUCUUGUUGCUAGUUCCCUCAAGGCAGCCGACGAGUGGUCAAAGCUUAUGCCUAUUCAGCCACAGGCUCCUCCUAUGCCCAAGAAGAAACCCAAUUCUUCGGGACAGUUUGACGUGCCCACACCACAGCCGCUUGGUUUGACCCAACUAAAACUGAACGCCAAAACAACACUUUUGAUAUGUCCUCUCAGUACGAUAACGAAUUGGGAAGAGCAAAUCAAGGCUCACAUCCAGCCUGGUCAGCUGACGUAUUAUAUUUAUCAUGGAUCCAAUCGCAUUAAGGAUCCCGAAAAGCUUGCCACGUUUGACCUCGUUUUGACAACCUACGGGUCUGUUGCUAGCGAGGUAGCAUCCCGUAACAAGGGCAGGCAGGGUUCAUAUCCUCUCGAAGAGGUAGGAUGGUUUCGUGUAGUCUUGGACGAGGCCCAUAUGAUACGAGAGCAGUCUACUCUACAAUUCAAGGCUAUAUGCCGCUUACAAGCCAACCGCCGUUGGGCCGUUACCGGCACCCCCGUCCAAAACAAGCUAGAUGAUCUCGCAGCAUUACUUGCCUUCCUCCGCCUGAAGCCGUUUGACGAUAAGAGCAAGUUUACAACACACAUCACAGCCCCCUUUAAGAUUUGCGACCCGGAGAUUGUCCCGAAGCUUCGGAUUCUCGUAGACAGUAUCACUCUUAGACGUUUGAAGGACAAGAUCAAUCUCCCUCCCAGGACGGACGAAAUCGUAAGACUCGAAUUCUCUGCUUCCGAGCGCAAACUCUACGAUAUAUUCGAAAGGAAUGCGCAAGACAAAGUACAGGUUUUGGCGGCAGGCAGGGAGAAAAUGAUCGGCGGUAGGACAUAUAUUCAUAUUCUUCAAUCCAUUCUUAGACUGCGUCUUAUCUCUGCGCAUGGCAAGGAUCUUCUCAGCGAUGAAGACCUAGAGGCGGUGCAGGGUAUGACUCAAGAAUCUGCCAUUGACCUUGACAGCGACGAGGACGAGGAGAAACCCGCAUUGGCAGAAUCAAGAGUUUAUGAGGCUUUUGAGCUCAUGCAGGAGACUAACAGCGACUUAUGUAUAUCCUGCCAGAAAAAGAUUGGCUCAAAUGAUAGUGCUAGUAUCGCGUCAGAGCGCGAAGAGGAUGUUCUCGGCUACAUGACUGCUUGCUUUCAUCUUCUCUGUCCUACUUGUAUCACGAACUGGGAAGAGGAGGUGGGCAAUCACGGUUCAGGUACAUGUCCCGUCUGCCAGGCCCACGUUCGCUUUACCUACAAUGAAAUUCGCAAGAGCAAGGCCGAAGUCGAACACGAGGGGCACCAUCAAUCACAUAAGUCGGAAACAAAAAUAAGAACGAAAGAUGGCUAUCCGGAAUAUUCGGGACCUCACACAAAGACUCGUGCACUUGUCGAUGACCUCCUGAGAACAAAAGCCGAUAGCGAGGCUCGCCCUGACGAGCCCCCAUUCAAGUCGGUUGUCUUCUCCGCUUGGACGUCUCAUCUCGAUCUUAUUCAGAUCGCAUUGGACAACGUUGGGAUUCGAUACACUCGCCUUGACGGUAAGAUGAGUCGAACUGCCAGGACCGCCUCCAUGGAUGCCUUCCGGGAAGACAAUUCGGUGCACGUGAUAUUAGUAUCCAUCAUGGCCGGUGGCCUCGGCCUGAAUCUUACUUCAGGGAACUACGUCUACGUGAUGGAGCCUCAGUACAACCCGGCAGCAGAAGCACAAGCUGUCGACCGUGUCCACCGACUCGGUCAGAAGAGACCCGUACGCACGGUUAGAUAUAUCAUGCGAAACAGCAUCGAGGAGAAAAUGCUCGAGCUUCAGGAGAAGAAGAAAAAGCUCGCAAGCCUUAGCAUGGACAGAAAUCGGGUUAUAGAUAAGGCAGAGGCGGCGAAGCAAAAGCUCAUGGAUUUACGCAGCCUUUUCAAAUAAUGACUUGCUCGUUUCUACAAGACUUGGCGAGUGCCUUAUAUUUACUUCCUUAAGGGGCGUAUAAUGGCGUUUUCAUGUUCUCGGCAAUACUUUAAAGGGCCAGUUAUCUAUAUUGCAUUUGCGCGGUGUUUUGGUCGUACUCGGCUGUACGAGGACCAUUGCUGGCGAGCAAGUUAAUUGACUAUAUUGCUAACGACUCACGAGGGAUCGCCCUCAAGUACAAAGGGUCAAAUUCAAAGAUCAGCAACUUACUCUCGCGAGACGGCGUACGGCUCAGAAGGAAUAAAAUUACUUUCGAGAGGGAGAAGAGAGACGAGAGACGGUGGAAUGCGUUUAAGGAUGAGUUUACGUUGGAACAGGUCAUGCCGACACGUUAAUUAAUGUAUGUCACUUCUAUUACUAAUUGCGGAUGAGGUUGUACUCUGCAGCCUCGUCGCUCGAUACCAGAAUCUGGCGGUUGUCGUCCAGACUAGGGGCGGGGCUUGACUUUGGCUUCGUCUUCCCGGAUAGACCGAAUGAAUUACACGAUAGAGUCCAUGGCUCUCUUUUAUUAUCGUUGCCUUGCGUACGAUGACGUUUCGUGGCUGUAACCAGUCUCUCGUAAUUUCUAUCUGGGCUAGGCUGUUCAGGCUGUUCUAGGCCGGCCGGCUCGUAUAAUCGAAUGUCUUUCUAAACUUGA